GUGCGAGCGCAGAGCUGCGGUGCCAGGAGGACGGACUGUGGUCCCUGCCGGAGGCGUACUGCCAGCUGACGUGCCGGGCCCCGCCGCCCAUGGCCAACGCCGUGGCGCGCACCGACCGCUGCAAACACGACGGACAGGAGGUCGGCUCCUCCUGCAAGUAUCGCUGCGAGCCGGGACACCACGUGCCGCUCACCAGUCGCAAGGGGUUCAAGGUGAGGUGCACGGACAGUGGCCACUGGGAGGAGGGCGGCUGCGUGCCCGUGCAGUGCCCCCCGCUGCCGCCAGUGCUGCACGGCUCCUACACGUGCACGCAGCGCUGGCAGCUCGGCUCCCGCUGCUGGGUCAACUGCAGCACCGCCAGCGCCAGCAAGAACCACACAGUGAUCCGGUGCAGCAAGAAUGGACGCUGGAGUGGGGAACUGCAGCUGUGCCCGCACGAGCAGGGCGAGUGCACCGCCCCGGACCCUCCGUUCAUCAUCACAUGCGACUGCCCUACCGGAUACGGAAUAGGAUCCGUGUGCAAAACAAGCUGCCUGAUCCCACACAGCGACUCCGUUUUGCUCCCUGAGAAUGUCACCGUCCCGGAGAAGAUCACCGCCCCGUCUGCCGCACUGGUGGACACUCCCCACCAAACUGCUGGCCGGGGUCUACGGACCUUCCGCGGAAUGCAGGCAGCAGUUCUACACGACCGCCAGCGGGGCACGAAGGAGUCGCCCCUGGCAUACAGAACAAGUCUCCUGGCGUUGGCCAAGACAGCCUUUCCUCGCAUGGACGAGGACGGGUUAUGGGUCGGCGAUGGGUACUGUGACCCGGUAAACAACAACGCCUACUGCCACUACGACGGAGGGGAUUGUUGCGUGUCCACAUCCGCCUUCAAACAGGUGGCCAAGUCGCACGCCCACGCUGCACUCGCACACAUGGUGAUCACCGUUCCAGCCAGUUGUGACCGCAAGAAGGAGUGUGCCUGCCGUGAUCCCAGCGCCAAAGAGAAUGCACAGAAGCGGUGGAUGGUGACACUGACGUGGCGGCAGCGGCGUCCGCUGCUCAUCGCAGGAGCUCACGGACAGAGUCCAGCGGCCGCCCUGGUCAAUGCCGUGGUGUUCGCUUACCAGAGAAGCACUGCGCGCCAGCUGCUUUGA
Lethenteron reissneri (Far Eastern brook lamprey) is the source of this 1139-nucleotide messenger RNA. Its product is annotated as pappalysin-1-like. Gene Ontology annotation, biological process: cell surface receptor signaling pathway; proteolysis. Gene Ontology annotation, molecular function: metalloendopeptidase activity. NCBI's taxonomy places the organism in Eukaryota, Metazoa, Chordata, Hyperoartia, Petromyzontiformes, Petromyzontidae. The record is from RefSeq and is a predicted model, not a curated record.